GUCGGUGGCAAAACACCAUUCUCAGGCCGAUUAGAGGUCAAAAAUGGGAGUGAGUGGGGAACUGUCUGUGACGAUCAUUUCAAGGAGGAAAAUGCAUUAGUCGUUUGUCGAAUGCUUGGAUUCAAUAAUCCAGUUCAUGCCUCCUUCUCAACAAACGGUGACAAAUCCGACGAAAGCCGUAUUUUACUUGAUGAAGUAAACUGUACCGGCCAAGAGACCGACAUUUCCGAGUGCACACAUAAUGGGUGGGGCAUUACAGAUUGUACGCAUUCGGAAGAUAUUGGAAUCGACUGCCGAACACCAAUCAAACUCUCUGCAACAUUACAUUCGGGAUUGGUUGAGAUACAAAAAAACGGAACAUGGCAACAUCUAUGUGGCGACAGUUUUAACGUUUCCACUGCUCAAGUCAUCUGCAAAUCGCUUGGAUUUAGUGCCAAUGGCGCAGAACUAAAUCACAAAGGACUCAACGCAACAAACAUCUCAGAUAUUACUUACGAAUGCAAUGGAGAUGAAAUGGACUUGAGCCUGUGUACUUCCAAAACGAAAGACUGUUCAUCUAAUGUUGCGGCUGCGAUUAAUUGUCGGACCCCUAUCCGGCUUGUUAAUGGAACAAGUGCGCAGUCAGGCCGAGUCGAAGUGGAGUAUGGUGGUGGAUGGGGAACGAUUUGCGACGACCACUUUGAUGACCAAGAUGCCAAAGUUGUUUGCAGAAUGCUUGGAUUUAGUGAUAAAAGGUCAAGAUCGCUUAGCGGUGCCUACUACGGUGAGGGUCAGGGAAAUAUCUUCAUUGAUGAGCUACGUUGUCAAGGGACAGAACAGGACAUUUUGGAAUGCAAGUCUAACGAAUGGCUUUCCCCUACUAAUUGUCAGCAUAACGAAGAUGCCGCUGUUGAAUGUUUAACUGAGGUACGACUACAAGGCAGUCCUCAGAAGUUUGUAGGGCGACUGGAAAUUUUGAAAGGCGCAGAAUGGAAAGGUGUCUGCUCAAAUGGAUUUAACAACAACACAGCAACUGUUGUCUGCAAAUCCCUGGGAUUCGAACGCGGAAACAUUACUAUUUACAUGGACGGUCGUUAUGGUAGCAGCUUGAAUGGACAAACUUCAAACGAAUAUCAGUGCCAAGGCAACGAAACUGACCUAUCCAACUGCCAACAAAAAUCUGUUUCAACACCAUGUUCUCCGGAAGUUGGGAUGAAUUGCUUUGCAAAAUCUCCAAUGAGACUUCAUGGAGGACCUACAGUUAUGUCUGGAUUUGUCGAGGUGUACAUCAAUGGCAAAUGGACUGGAAUAAGUCUACAUGGUUUCACUUUGAACGAUACUAAAGUACUUUGCAGGAGUCUUGGAUAUCCAGCAAAUUAUCCUUCUUUCCGCCAAGCUGAUUUAUACUAUUCAUUUACAAGCUACGACAGAUGCCUUGGUGGCUUAGGGUGUACAGGAUUUGAACAAGAUAUAACUGAAUGUAUUCCACAAAACGGACAAUGGUUCAAUGGAAGUUGCGUAAAAAGAGAAUUCGUUGGGAUAAAUUGUGGUACUGAUAUGCAGUUUCGUUUGACAAACGGGCCAUCAGUGAAAGCGGGCCAAGUUGAGGUUAUGUAUAAAGGAAGUUGGAUAGGAUUUUGUACAAACCAACAAAUUGGUGUUUUUGAAGCGAAUAUGAUAUGUGAAAAAUUAGGAUAUAAUCAAAGCGGAUAUCUUAUUACCUCAAAAUACAAAAGUGGCGCAGCCAUAACUGGCCUACACUGUACAGGAAACGAACAGCACAUAUCGGAUUGUACAGCCAACACAUGGGGAACACUAUCGCAUUGCGAUCGACUUACGAUUGCUUGCAACAGUACAGUUCGUCUGGUGAAUGGGACGAGUGAGCGUUCCGGACGAGUUGAGAUUCUUCACCAGGGCCGAUGGGGAACCAUUUGCGCAGAUCACUUUGAUAUCCAUGUAGCUGAUGUUGUCUGCAGAAAGGCUGGGAUACGACUCUGGAACGCAUCGGUAUUAACUGGGUCACCCUUUGGAAGAGGAAACUUGCCCACCGUCCUUAAUAGCACUUCUUGUAAUGGAGACGAGUGGGACCUGUCAACUUGUAUAUCAUCACCAUGGCAAGAUACAAUGUGCAACGGCACUGAUGUAGCUACUGUUCAUUGCAAGGUUCUAAAUUCACCUAUUCGUUUAGUUGGAGGUAUAACGGAAUAUGACGGUGAGGUCGAAAUCAAAUAUAAAAAUAUAUGGAGUCGAAUCGGUUCAAUUUCCGGUCAACAGAAUGUCGAUUUGAUUUGCGCGCUUCUCGGAUAUAAUUUCUCAAGCAAUGCAAAAGUCAUCAGUCUAAAUAGCAGUGGGGAUUUCCUGCUCGGAAACUGGAAUUGCACUGGAAAUGAACUGGAUGUUUCGCUAUGUUCCGGUUAUAGCGAAGUUUUAUCAACAUGCAGAUCUACCCAAGCUGUUGUAAUUGACUGCAGUAUAAGAGUAAGGCUGGUUGAUGGCCCUUAUCCGACUAAAGGUCGUGUCGAAGUUUUCAACCAAGGCAAAUGGGGUCCUGUGUGUAGAAGUGGAAUAAAUUCAUAUGAAGGAGAUGUGAUAUGCCGAUCAGCAGGGUUUAUAUACAGCAACGGCGAAGUCAAUGUUCACGGACGGUACAGCAACGAGACAUUUCAAAACUUCACUGUGACAAAUUUGGACUGCACAGGACAAGAAGAAGGAAUUACCGAAUGUAAAUCGGACGAAUGGAUGACAGGACACUGUCCACCGAACGGAGCACUGGAAGUUAAUUGUAGACCACACACACCUUUGAGGCUCCGAAAUUCUAGUAACAACGCAUCGUCCGGUAUUGUGGAAGCUUUCUUUGACGGAUCCUGGUUGACAAUAUGUAAUAACGGAUUUGACGACAAGGCUGCAGCAGUUGUCUGUAGAGGCUUAGGAUAUAAAGCCGGUGAAUCUGAAGCAUCUCAAACCUAUGAUGGUAGUAUCAACAUUUAUCACAUAACCUGCAAAGGAACAGAAAACGAUAUAUCUGAAUGCCAGUACUCUGGAUAUCAAUGGACACGCUAUCGGUGUGGUUAUUACAGCGCCGCAGUCAAAUGCAGCAACACACGUGUACAAUUACGAAACGGUAUAAAUAGAUACAAAGGACGUGUCGAAUUUCAGUACAACGGAAUAAAAGGAACGAUUUGUAGUGAACACUUCGAUGAUAAAGACGCUUUGGUGGUUUGUCGUGCUGCCAAUAUUCCUGGAAACCAAAAUGCGACAAUAUACAAGAGCUCUAAGUACGGUAGUGGUUCUUCAUUAUUAUCGAUUGCCGGCGAAUUGAACUGCACUGGGACAGAAUAUGAAUUAGACGAAUGUGCGGCCUUUUCUUUGAAUGCCAAUUACCCGUGCAGCACUCACAGAUACGACGUUGGAGUUAAUUGCAGACCUCACACACCGAUAAGAUUAACGAAUGGAACGAAAUAUUCAGGACGGGUAGAAAUCGAAUAUGAGGGGAAAUGGGGAACUAUUUGUGACCGAGACUUUGACGAGAAUGAUGCCAAAGUCAUUUGCAGAAUGUUAGGAUAUAACACACGAAGCGUUGAGGUAAAACAAAAUGCGUAUUAUGGAAUAGGAGAUGGACACAUUAUUAUUUCAAAUUUAGCUUGUGAUGGAAAUGAACCAGAUAUAUCGGAGUGUUUGACAGCUGGCUACAAAUGGUCAGCGGUUCAUGGUUAUUGUACUGCGAAAAAUGACGCUGCUGUUCAAUGCAAUACUCCAACACGUGUAAGGGAUGGCAACACCGCAUACUCGGGCAUAGCUGAAGUAUAUAUUGAUGGCUCGUGGAGACAUAUUUGUAAGGACAAUUUUACUGUAGACGAUGCGAUAACAGUUUGCAAUUUAGCUGGUCUCCGACACAACUACACUGAAAACGUAUUAAUACUUGACGCAUCUGUCUAUGGUGUUCACCAAAGGUCGAAUCAGUCUGUAGGAUCAUUCCAAUGCAAAGGUGAUGAAGGCGAUUUAUUUGAAUGUGGAUCCGGCCAGUGGACAAAUUCAGGAAUGCACUGCACGAGCCGUCAAAAUGUUGCUAUAAAUUGUAGAGCGACUUCACUUGUGAGAUUGGUAAGUGAAGAUGGACAAACUACUUACAAGGCAGACAUUCAGGGAAAGGCUUCAUCUACAGGACGAGUCGAAGUGUUUUACAUGGGAAAAUGGGGAACAAUAUGUGACGAUUUGUUUGAUAAUCAGGACUCCCAAGUGUUGUGCGCAAUGAUGGGAUAUUCUAUAGGGAGGGUAAACAAGUCCUCUUAUAAUAACUUUUAUGGAGACGGGAACACAGUUAUUGAUGAUUUGGAAUGUGCUGGUGUGGAAACAGAUAUUUCACAGUGCAAAUCAAGAGAGUGGGGAACACAUAACUGCAUACGACAAGAAAACGUUUUUAUCGACUGUGACUUUCAAGAAAACGUGGAUCCUUGUGAGAAAAGAUAUCAUGUUCGACUUCCAAACCUAGAACAACGAACAGUAUACUAUAAAACGAAUUCAGAUCCAAUUAAUGACAUUAAGCUACCCGCCGGAUGGUACUACGUUGGUAAUGUCACGAUGCCAUCGAAACCUCGACUGAAUAGCUGUGGAACGCAUAUACCUAUUUAUACGUCAGAAAACAUUUCGUCGAUGAACAAUGGUAUUCAAAGUAUAAAGGCUGUAGAAUUGGGGCACGAAACAGUUACAUACGACAUACAAGUCAAGAACUGUAACAACAACUUUUUUGUGUAUCAUCUUCCUCCUACAAGUACACCAAACAGCGGAUAUUGCUUUGGCAUUGGAAGCAUAAAUCCACCGCCAUCUUUCGUUGCCACCAGCGUUCAAACUAUCCUCGUACACAACAACACAUCACUAUGGUUCAAGUGCAAAUUCGAAACCGAUAAGCCGGAUAAACUGUUUUAUCGUGUCUUCUGGAUCGUUGGUGAGGACACCACGCUAGUCAAAGGCUUCUGUAGUGCUGCUGAUAACAUGGCAGCUUGCUUAUUAACAGACGGCGAUCUUCAAAACAAUAGCAUCGGAAUGGGCGAUACGAUUCGCUGUUCAGUAAGAGCAUACUAUGAAAGCGACGGACAACCGGGACAAAUGUCUGAACAGUCGGAACCGUUUUUCAUCGGAAUUAAAGUCUUGACUCCUUCAAUAACACUGAGACACGGCGAGACGAAACCAAUAGAAAUGCAGCUUACAGUUCCAAUAAUAUGUGAAGCUUUAUAUUCCCAGGUUGGACCUUGUAGAGUAAGCCUUCAGUACUUUGUGCCAGAACAUGACUCCUGCGGAGCACAAGUCGUAACGGAUGGCUGCACAACAAUUCUAAAUAAAGACAACUUUCCACAUGCAUUUGCAGUAAACAUAAGCACUGCAGCAAAUGGACAAUAUGGCGUAGCUGGACAAUACAGUGUGUUGCUCCGGAUUCCGCCAAGAACACAUGGAUAUUGGCUUUUCUGGAAAACCUAUAAACUAGCUCCAAUACAGGUCAAAGUUCUUCCAGAAUCCGAUACAAAAUGGCGCGGAAAGGUGUGCACUGCAAGGAAUGAUCCGCACAUGUAUACCUUUGAUCAAAGUUCGUUUGAACACCAUGCAGAUCCUGGAGAUUAUGUACUUUACAAACACAAGUUAUAUGACAACGUGGAAAUUCAACACAGAAUCGGCCAUUGUACAAAUGAAGCAAACAAGGCAAAGUGCAACUGUGGAGUAGGAGUUCGGGCUGGCCGCGAUGUGUACAUCAUUAAUGUUUGCAAUAAUUAUAUCGACAUCGGCUAUAAAAUGUGCUUCGACAAGGCACUAUCGGUGAAGAAAGACAAUGACUUUACAUACACGAUUUAUUUGCCGUACGGCACGGCAGUUCGUGCACGUAUUGACAACGCCCCUUUUAUGGGGGAUGAAGGAGGAAGAGUUCUUGAUCUGACUGUGAUGCCUUCUCUUCACAAUCGAGAUGGAAACAGCACUGGUCUGUGUGGAACGCUUAAUGGUUGCCAAGACGACGACAUGGAAAAUAAAACUGAGAGUGCAUUUAUAGAAAGAUGGAAAUUAAAUGAUACCCUUUCGCUAUUCAGCAGCGAUGUUCAUGAACGGACUUUUAAUUCGUGGGUAACACCGUCAUGUGUUUGUAAAACUAAUGGAGAAACUGAACUGUCUUGUGAGAAAAGUUUGUCAACUUGCACUAAAGGCUCAAUAGCGGGAUUUCAUAGUUGCGAUGAUGUACUUAACAGGCGAUCAGUUCGGUCUUUGACUAACCGGCCUAGGCUUCCUAUUGUAAGGAUACCAACAAGCAACCCAUCGCUCGUUCGGAAAAAGCGGGAAGCCCAGCAAUGGACACCCUCAGACGCACAAAGGCACUGUCAAGCCAAUAUCCAAAAUAGCAAAGCAUUUGAACUGUGUGAGAAGGUUCCAGCGACGCACACAAAUAUCUCCGUCGAAAAUUGUAUACUUGACAUAAUGCUUAUGAACAGCACAUCGUGGACAUCGAUUUCACGUCAGUCAAUGCAGGACACUUGUCAGACGCAAAUACAUCGCAACAAAACGGUUAUAGAAGUCCUUAUUAAAGAAACGGUAAUUGCUCAAAAUACUUCUGUGUCAACCGCAACACCAGGCCAAAAUAUAUCCACGCCACACACGCCAGUUUUUUCACUUGCUGAACUUCAAGCCUUGAAAGAUAUGGAAAAAACUAUAAAAGAAAUCCAAGUUCUUUGCGCCAACAACUGUUCUGGAAAAGGAAUUUGUAAAAAUGGGGUGUUGGAUGAAGGUCAUUGUGAUGAAAAUAAAACGGACUGCACGCAUGCCUUUGUUUUUGGUGGCGUAUUCGCGGGAUCCAAUCUUACAUGCAAACUGCAAUACUUUAAUAUUGAUAUAAACGGAACUCGCCACGAAGACACAUACAGCCACGAAGUCCGGGGUGAUACAGAAACGUUGAGUGAAGCAAUUUGUCCGUUGGUAAAUGCAAGACGUCGACGCGACGUCAACUCCGAUCAUUUCGUACAAGGAUACACAAUCUCAUUGAGCAAUGAUGGCCUACAUUUCAGCAAUGAUACCGCCGACGUCUAUAUUUACAAUUCUCACUGCCAAGUUUACACUUAUGAUAAUACAAAUUCGACAAAAUCUGAAAUAAGUUUCACCUUCACUCUUAAGGACGGUUAUUGCUAUAUUAAGGGACAAUGCAUGUUUAACGGAUCAAUGCAUAUGAGUGACUCCCUUAAAUGUGAUCCGUCCAUGAGCAAAACUGGUUGGACACCUGUAACAACAACGACCCGGACAUCGACAGCUUCAUCGACCAUACACACGUCCACAUUAACAACGAUACCAAAAGAGUCCCCGUGCAAGAACUCGUCCGACAUGUGCAAAAACCACCCCAACACGUUCUGCCAGGAAGACAGAGAUACCUAUCAAUGUGUUUGCCAAAGAUACUACGAACAGUUGGAUAAUGGGACGUGUAAAGAAACAGGCGAACCACGAGUCAACGAUAGAUUUGCGGAAAUAGUCAAAAACAGCAACGAUGCCAAGGAGGAAGUGGAUAUUUUUAGAGUCGAGAUUAUCCUUAACUACAACGUUCCAGAGCAUGAUUAUCUUGAAAUAGCAGGCACUUAUGAGACUUACAAAACAGAGUUAAAGGACAAGCUGACGGACUACUACAGAGGAGCCUUAGGACGAGGCCUAAAGGAUGUCUACAUUUUGGAUAUAACGGAGCCUUCAUGUGGACCAUGCGAUUAAAAGCUCAACAGAUGGAUUCGUUCGAAAUGCGCUUGCUCAUGCACUUGUUCAAUUACAUGGUCAUUCGCUUGCGGUAUUUAAGGAAACU
Molecule: messenger RNA, 7789 nt
Organism: Mya arenaria
Lineage: Eukaryota; Metazoa; Mollusca; Bivalvia; Myida; Myidae
Product: deleted in malignant brain tumors 1 protein-like
Exons: 47
Coding region: 112-7701 (2529 amino acids)
Cellular component (GO): membrane
Source: RefSeq, a predicted model, not a curated record